CUUGAAGUGUGCUAAAGACUUUUAAAAUAAUCUUUGUACAUUGACUAGUUGUUUUAAAUUCACCUGGAUAAUGUAGAUUAUUAUUGUGUAAGAGCUGCACUUGUGAUCAUGAUGACUGUUCUGUAUCCCAGGGUCUGAUUCCCCUCUCAGAGCUGCGUCUGCUUUGCUCAUUACAUAUGACAGUGUGUCGUUAUGUCUGGAGGUGAGCGUCUGUUCCACUGUAAGGACCCGGCUGUAUGGAGAGGCGUUUAUGACAAAUACUGGGCUGUUGUGGAGGCAAAGGCUGCUGGGAAGCAGAAGAGUUCAGGGAAACUGUUGGAAUUAGAGAAAUGGUAUCAGAUGCAGCUUCCAGCAGCCAUUUUAGCUCGGACAGAACGUUCUUUAACGCAAUCCGAACUGGUCAAACUCAUGGAGUGGAAAUUAACCAGAGGGAAGUUUCGUCCCCGGCUCAAGCAGCUGGUUGGCUCCAACAGCGAGGAGGCGGUGCUUCAAUGCACCAAGAAGGCAUUCUGUCUCCUUCCUGAUGUCCAAUCAGCAAUCGCGGAACUGAGUACGCUCAAAGGGCUCGGACCUGCUACAGCGUCAGCUGUAUUAGCAGCAGGAGCUCCCGGAGAGGUCGCCUUCAUGGCCGACGAGGUCGUAGAGAGCAUCGCUGAGCUGAGACCGGUUCAAUACACGGCUAAGCACUUCUCUCUCUUUUUGGAGAAAAUACAGCACAAAACUAAUCAGCUCAAUGAAGCGGACAGUCAACACGAUUGGACCCCUCAUAAGGUGGAGCUGUGCUUAUGGGCGUGUCAGAUUCAGCCCUCCCUGCUGAAAGCGUUGCCCCUGAGCGACAACCCCAACAGAGAGACCGAAGAGGAGGAGACCAGAGAGAGACGGUCUAAGAGACGCAAGACGGAAUAGUGUACAGCGGGUUAUAUGUUGUGUUUUGGAGAAUUGACGUGCACAGGAUCGAAGCACGAUGUGUUGAAGGAGGCAAGGAGAUAAAAUGAAUAUGAAAAUGGAAAUUUUCUUCCAAACAAGAAAUUCUUAAUCACACAAAUGUUCUUUUUUUGUGCAAAUGCGAUAUGUCUUCAGGCUCAUUCUGUCUGUAUUAGAAUUUGAAUAAUUUGAAUAAUCCUUUUUUUCCCCCUAUAGACUUUGCAUUUCUCAGCAAAGUUUGGUGAAUCUUUAUUAAGUAUAGUCGAGUUUGAAAGGAAUUUACAUACAGUUACUGAAAUUGACUAUAAAUAA
Tachysurus vachellii is the source of this 1236-nucleotide messenger RNA. RefSeq lists its product as uncharacterized. NCBI's taxonomy places the organism in Eukaryota, Metazoa, Chordata, Actinopteri, Siluriformes, Bagridae. The coding region runs from base 193 to 906 and encodes 237 amino acids. The record is from RefSeq and is a predicted model, not a curated record. The transcript has 6 exons.